Molecule: messenger RNA, 1803 nt
Organism: Triticum turgidum subsp. durum (durum wheat)
Lineage: Eukaryota; Viridiplantae; Streptophyta; Magnoliopsida; Poales; Poaceae
Source: the annotation of a GenBank genome assembly
AUGGGGACCAUGACGAUCGGUGCCAAGUACAAGACCACGCUCAGGGACCCCGGCCACGGCGGCGUCCUCCGCAUGAGUGAAGACAAGUUAAUAUUUACCCCUAAUGAUCCACGCUCACUAAUGAAGCUCAAUGUUGAUUUCCGAAGCAUCAAAGGCCACAAGUUUAACAAGGUAGAUGGCAGCAAACCAACGCCGCCAUUAUUGAAUCUUUCAAAAGAUUCUGACAAGGGGGGAGGCUAUAUUUUUGAGUUUGACAAUGUUGGUAACCGUGAUUUGUGUCGCGACUUUGUAGCUAGGGUUUUAGGCAAACAUCAAGGUACUGUGCCUGCUAGAACAAAUGUACCUCCAGAAAAAUCAGCUGUGUCAACUGGUCCAGAACAGCUCAGUUCUGCCGAAAUGGAACGGCGGAUGAAAUUGCUACGAGAAGACAGUGAACUGCAGAAGUUACAUAAGAAGUUUGUGCUUGGCAAUAUUCUGCAAGAGUCUGAAUUUUGGGCAACAAGAAAGAAUUUACUUGACGAUGAAACAAACAAAGCAUCAAAACAAAAGCCAGGUUUCAAAAGUGCCAUGCUAGCUGAUGUUAGGCCAUCAGCUGAUGGACAGACAAACAAGGUUACUUUCAGUCUGACUACUGAGAUUAUCCAUCAGAUUUUUGCAGAAAAGCCAGCCGUGCAUCGGGCAUUUUUGGAUUAUGUCCCGAAGAAGUUGUCAGAAAAGGAUUUUUGGACAAAAUACUGUAGAGCUGAGUAUCUACUUAGGACAAAAAAUACUUUAGCGGCAAAAGCUGAAGCCGCUGAUGAUGAGGAAUUAGCCAUGUUUUUGAAAAAUGAUGAUAUACUUGCCAAGGAGGCAAAGCUCAAGAUAAAACGAGUUGAUCCAACAUUAGACAUGGAGGCAGAUGCAGGGGAUGACUACAUCCAUCUUCCGGAUCAUGGGGUUCUCCGUGAUGGCAGCAGAGAGACAACUGAUAUUGAUAGCGAGUUGGCUAGGAGAACACUUUCUCAGGAUCUGAAUCGGCAUGCUGCUGUUGUUCUUGAAGGGAGAUCAACAGAUAUUGAAUCAACUGAUACGAAGACUGUGGCUGAAGCACUUGCAAGGUCCAAGAAGGAACCACCUCCUAGCUCUGCUGCUGAUGAUGCUAGUCAUGAGAGAUUGGUAAAGGUGGCCCGCAUGACUGAGAUAGAGGAUCUGCAAGCUCCACGAAGUCUCCCAUAUGCACCACUUUGUAUAAAGGAUCCUCGAGAAUAUUUUGAUUCUCAGCAAGCAAAUGCUCUGAGACCUUUAGGUAGCAACGAUGGAAGAAAGGCCCGCAGCUGCAGCCUGAACACCGAUGAUGCAUUCCGUCAUUUAAUGGAUCAAAUAUCUUCUGUGAAAAUGAACUGUCCUGUUGUUCAGUCAGAUGUUGCUCUAAAGGUUCUUAGCGAAUUGAAUGAAGGAAUUUCACGUUCACGGAGGCUUAAUCUUAAGAAUCCCCAAGACAGUCUCCUUGGUCGUCUUCCUCACCGAACACGAGAGGAACUUAUGGAUCAUUGGACGGCUAUCCAGGAGUUGCUGCGCCAUUUUUGGUCAUCAUACCCAAUAACAACCACAGUCCUUAGUAAUAAGGUUCAACGGCUGAAGGAAGCAAUGACACAGAUAUAUCAGAAGUUACAGGAUAUAAAGGAAUCAGCACAGCCUGAUGUACGACAUGAAAUAUCUCAACUCGUAAAGCCCAUGACACAGGCGCUGGAUGCUGCAUUCUACCAUGACCAGCAGCAGAAAUCUUCAAAGGCCGGUACCGGGAGCAAGCCCAAUGGGUUUUGA